CCGAAGGAGGAGGACUUAGAGGGUGCUGGGCAAACUCUCGGAUCGCAGGCGCUUCGGACUGAGAGCACGGGGAGGGGGUGGGUGGGGGGGUCACUGCGCUGCGUUAACAAGGCGAGGGUGAGGAAGACGUGAGGGGCCCGAGGGAACUACUGGGCAUCGUUCAGUGUCCACGCACUGCUGGCGUGGGGCUCGCGCUGCACGGACAGGACCAGGAUUUGAACUCACAACCUUCUGAUUGCGAGCCAUCCAACUGUAGCGCUGAGCCACCUGGCCGGUUUGGCAGGUACUUCCAGUGGCAGGUGAAAUGGUGUGGAAGUUAUCAUGGAAUCAAACGGACCUGCGCUUCAGAUCAUUAAACGCAACAAGAUAAUCAUUCAAAAGUGUCUACAUGGAAAUCUGCACACAGCACUCGAUCAAUCAUGUCAGGAAAGUAUGCUUACGGACAAUGAAUACAAGACUGCUUUUGCUGAAGCUAACCCCGUUCAACAAGCUCGGUACCUUGUUAACCUGAUGAUUGACAAGGGAGAGGCAGUCUGUAUGAAGUUUCUGCAGGUUGUACUGGUACCACUGAGAUCAGAAAGCCAUCCCUUGGAUGAGUGGAUCACCGUGAAUGAAGAGGAGCUGCGUGGAAUGGGCAUCAGAGUGAGCAACACCGAGAACCAUGUCAUCCGUGGAGAAGCUUUCCGAAAACAUAUGAAUAAAUACAAAACGUAUUUGAAAAAGCUAACUGCGGUUUCACAUGACUACAAUGCAUUGCCUGGAGAAUUCACAAACUUAUUAGAGAAGAUGGUUAGUCCUGUGCUGGUGCAUUACUACCACAGGGAUGAAAAGAAGACGCACGAGUUCUUUGGAAGAGCCAAUGACCACGAGAGGAUGAUGCAGGAAGCAAAUUGCAAUGGGAUCACCUACGAGGAACUCUUUGAUCCGAUGAAAUCCAACGGAGAGAUACCUCGUCUGGUCGUUGUGGUCGGAGUCCCUGGCAUUGGUAAAACCACCAUGAGCAAAUUCAUUGUGAACAGAUUGUCAACAGCUGGCGACAUCAUAUUUGAUCAAAAAUUCGAAAAUGUUGUCUACGUACGAUUCAGAGAGCUAAAUGAAAUAGGUGAAGUGUCACUCAAGGAUCUGCUUGGAAACGUGCAUGCUGACUUGGGAAAGGUGGCUCAUGAAUUGAUUGAAGACCCAGCAAAGUUAUUGUUUCUAAUGGAUGGUUUGGAUGAAUUUGGAAGGUGUCUUGAUUUAUCCAAGGCUUGUAAUGAUCCAAACAAGAAAACAAAUGUAGAAGCCGUCAUUGCUGGUUUGGUGACGGGAAGGCUUCUGCUCGAAUCCUCCAUCCUGAUUACCACGCGACCCCUAGCGAUGGAGAAGCUGGAUGAAGCAAAAGUGGACCGUGCCGUUGAAAUCGCCGGGUUUUCUGCAGACGAGAGGAAAUCAUUUUUCCACAAGUUCUACAAAGACAACGUGCUAGGUGAGAGAGCAUAUCAGCUUCUGGAGCAAAAUACACUCUUGGGUAGUUUGUGCUACAACCCUUCAUUUUGUGAGAUGGCAGCCAUAACCAUUGAGGAUCAAAUAAAGAAUAGAGGUACACCUGAGUUUUGCCCACAAUCUACAACCGAACUCUUCACACGUUAUAUCUUUGUCCUCAUCAAGCGCCAUAGAAACAAAGCAGCAGGGGAAAAACACAUUGCGUCUAUUGCUAAAAUGGCUUUAGAAGGUGUUCAAAACAACUUCCAGAUAUUCACACAAGCACACCUGCAAGAGUUUGAGAUUGAAGCUGAUGAAGUUUCAAGCACAUUUAUCAAUAAUGUGUUUAAAUGCGAUGGCGUGAAGCGUGAUACAUGCUAUUCAUUUUCCCACCUGACAAUUCAAGAAUAUUUUGCGGCCUUAAGUGUAUAUUUGCAACCAACACAUUCAUUCUUCAGACAGCUGUGGGAUCGAAUACGUCCAUCAAAAUAUUCAGUUUCUCACAUCCUAAUGAAUAUUAACAAUGAACAAGACGGGCGGUAUGACGUGUUUCAGAGGUUCCUUUGCGGACUGGCAUCCAACACUCCCUGGACGAUCUUAGAAGGCGUCCUUUCUAGGCCAUCCGCUGGUUCUCAAAACAAGGUCAAGGAAUGGAUCAGACACAACAUAGUGAACCACAUGGGAGACAAACAGAGGCUCAUCAGUCUGCUUCAUUGCGUGUAUGAGCUACAAGACCCAAAGGCCUUGAGCAACGUCACUCGAUCCAUGACAGAGAUUGACUUUUCACACACAAAGCUGUCCCCGCUGGACUGUACUGCAGUCACCUGGCUUCUGCAGUAUCGAGAUGAACCAUUGGAGAAAGUCGACGUAGAGUCAUGCGGAAUCGGCACUGAAGAAAUCAAGAGACUCCAUCCUGGACUGCACAAGUGUAAAGCAUUGUGGCUUGGUGGAAACGACCUGAAGAAUGAGGGAGUCAGGAUCCUGGCGAACGGAAUGAAGGGGAUAGAUGGGCAAUUGGAAGUCCUUUACCUGAUCGGCUGCUCACUGACAGUCCAUGUCGGUCCUGCACUCCAAGACAUCAUCAAGGCCAACAAAGAAUUGAGGGAUCUCAGGCUGAGCGGGAACCAGAUAAGGGACGCAGACUUCCAGCUCCUGGCGCAUGGGAUGGCGAGGAGAGAAGGGCGUUUGGAGACGUUGCAAAUUAAUUACUGCGCAUUGACGGACCAAUCAUGCCGUGCAGUGCGUGACAUCAUCAGGGCCAACUCAUGCUUGACGAGUCUCUGGCUAGGUGGUAAUAAGCUCAAAGACCAAGGAAUCAAGCUCCUGGCGGAAGGGAUGGCGGGGAGAGAAGGACAUUUGAAGGAGUUAUUCUUGCAGGAAUGCCUGCUGACGAGCAUGUCAGGUCCUGCACUCCACGACAUCAUCUAUGCGAACCCAGGCUUGAGGGAAGUCUGGUUGAGUGGCAAUGACUUCCGUGCAGAAGAGAAGAUGGAGUUGAAGAGGAGAUGGACUCACAGAGAAGAUCUGAAGAUUACAUUUUAAUCUGAGAAUACCCAGACGUUGGAAAAUUAACUCACAGAGCAGCUCCGUUAAUUUCAUUUAAGUGGUUUUUAAGAAUUUGGAGAUAUCCAUCAGAGAGACGCAAUCGGAAAAGACAGAUGUUAAAAGCAGGACAAAAUGUAAAUGUUGCGCUGAACUUGAACUUUUUUCGCACCGUACGUAGCCAACCUUGCUAAUAGGAGGUGCGGGGGAAAGACAACAUAAUAUCUACGUAUACAUGAUUAAAUAAAGAGAGAUUAUUCAAUAAAGAGGUGGAAGAGAGCAGAUUGGAGCGCUUUUGGAACUGGACAAUGUACGCAACAUAGCCAUGUUAAGUAGAACGUCUUUGAUGCAUCACUAUCUGCUAUGACACAUGAAUCAAUAGCAUGGUCGUGAAUGAUAUAAUCGAAACUAAAACUUAACACUGUGCAAGAUAGCAUGGGGAGAUGUUUGCUCAGAAUCGCAUUGAAGCAGAAGGGGGGGUGACAUGUUUUAGAUAACACAAGCCAGGUUACACGCACCGCGAAAUGUGCUGGAGUGAACAUCGACCGCGGAGAAUGGAGUGAUGGAAUCGGCUUCGUGUGCCGGUGCUCGGCGCAUUAUUACAAGAAAGGAUCGUGACAUAUCGCGAUGGCGUGGGGGAGACCUUCAUCCAGCAGUGGAUAGAGCACGGGUGGUGAUUGACGAUCAACGCUGGCCCCCCGAGCUGCUAUUGACGAAUGUGUUGGGGAGUUUGUUUGUUGGUUUGACAAUCCGGGCCGAGUUGACAGACACGCGCUGACGUCUGUAAUGUACUUUUUUUAUUUACAGAGAAGUACACGUGCAUGAUUACCACGAGCAGAAUUUGCCGUAAUCACUUGGAAUGAAAUUUUGGCUUCAUAGGAUGCUAGUUUACACGACAGUAGAAUUAACACAACUCCUCUUUCCCUUUGUGGAGGUGAAAACCAUUGGAAGUUGUUGGAGGCUGCAUGACUAUGGUGGCAUUCCGCAAUAAGGAGAUUGAACGCGAUGUACAGAGUGUUGAGACAAAACAAGCAAACAUCCUGUCGCACAUGUGCUGGCUUGCGACUCGCUGAGACCAUUCGGUGUCCCAUGUGAAGACCGCGGCGUUGGACCCAACAUUUCAAAAAUUGUAAAU
This is a messenger RNA of Lethenteron reissneri (Far Eastern brook lamprey), 4138 nucleotides long. Its product is annotated as NACHT, LRR and PYD domains-containing protein 12-like. NCBI's taxonomy places the organism in Eukaryota, Metazoa, Chordata, Hyperoartia, Petromyzontiformes, Petromyzontidae. Gene Ontology annotation, molecular function: protein binding. Gene Ontology annotation, biological process: regulation of apoptotic process. Gene Ontology annotation, cellular component: cytoplasm. The record is from RefSeq and is a predicted model, not a curated record.